This is a messenger RNA of Paramecium octaurelia, 670 nucleotides long. Lineage: Eukaryota; Ciliophora; Oligohymenophorea; Peniculida; Parameciidae. The record is from the annotation of a GenBank genome assembly.
UAAACAAAAAAAUUUUUAUUGCAAUUUAAUGGCUAAGGACCUGAUUAUUUAUGAACAUCUUUUUUGUGAACUAAAGGAUUGAUAUAGCUUAAUAGAAUAAUCUUCCAUGUUGUAGCACUGAAAAAAACAGAAAAUAAAUAAACGAUCCCAUAAAUAAAAAAAAAUCUAAUUCGAUGUGAUGUGAUUUAUCCAGGUUUACAAAACUAAAACUUGACAUUGAGGUAAAUUCUGAAGAAAUAAAGAAACACUUAUUUUAUUGUCAAUUUAUUGAAGAAAUAAUGCCAACAUACGAUUUAAAAGGGUUAAAUUGGUAUAAAAUGGUUUUAAUUUAUUGAUGAUGACUUAAUUACUUCGAGAAGUAAUAUAUUAUACUGCUAUCUGAGGUAUUUAAUAAAGACAAGCGAUUUACGAAGCUUUACAUCCAUUUAUAUUUUGUUCAUUGUGAAUCUGAUAUUUUUUGAUUUUCUUUGAAUGCUCAAUGCCAAUUGCAGUCGAUUAGAAAAAAUGAAAGAAUAUUGUAAAAUAAAUCCUUGAACUAAUCGUUUCAAAUAAGGCUACUCGAGUGUAAGAUGUGAGAAGCUUGAUAGAAUUAUUAGAUUCAAAAUAUUAAACUAAACCAUGUGCAUCAUAUUUAAAUAAGUUGAGCAUUAUUAGUAUAUUUUUUCAACUA